AGCAAUCCUGUUCUCAUGUACGAGGUCAAACACCUCCCAAACACAUGCAUCAUCUGAACACAAUUCUAGAGGUAUCUUUGACACAGGAUAAAGAUACAGUAGGUCAGAGCCGGCCGAACCUUGACUUCUACAGUGUAUGCAACAGAGAGAUAUAUAGAAACGAGCGAUACCUGUCUCUCUUCCUCGUAACUGAGCAUAACCGGAAGGUUAUGGUUAUGGUUCUAGAGAGAAAGAGAGACAGGUAUCGUUCGACACUAUACCUGUGACACUAUACCUAUCUCUUUUGGGUCAAAGAGGAAACAGGACGAAUAUAGAUUUGCAAACCUCUCUCAUUUGCUCUUGCAGAAGCACCUAGGAGCAUUAGGAGUGGAGUUUGACCGUCUCUGCAGUAGAUCUCUAGAUCUGCUAGAAAAACACUUUUGCAGGUCCUCAUAAAUUAACUUUAUGUGCCCCUGAACAGCCAUAUACGAAUACGGUUCAAUGGCUUUGUUGCAGUAUAAAGAUCGAUACAGUAGGUUCACUCUCCAGCCACGCCCAUACAUUCCUCUCUUGUCGACGCAUCACCACGUCAGCUUAGCGAGUGAAGCGUCAGCAGGUGAAGGACGUAUGGGUGUGACCAGGAAGUGAGCCUACUGUAUAGAAUCUUUAUACUGUGUCUCUGACACCAAUAAUUUCGAGAAACUGCAUAACAACAUUCUUAAAUUGAAAUGAACGGAACAAACCCAAAUACAUUUUUGUAAUUCAUUAUCCUCCUCUCUGUCAGAUUUCAAUAUUCACUUACGUAACGUACUUCUUUUUAGUGUGGUGCCAUUUACCUUGGUGAGAUAUCACACAAUGAUAACAGGGGUCGACUGAAUUUUCUUAUGAUAAUUCUGAGAAUUCUUUUAACGGAUAUAGGAUUCGUUAUAGGGCCUUAUGUGUCCUUUAAAACAUUCGCAAUUAUUUCAGCAUGUGCCUCGAUUAUUCCCGUAGUAUGUACUUUCUUCAUACCGGAAUCUCCGUAUCAUUUAAUUAAAAAAGGAAACAAAGAUGAAGCCAAAAAGGUGAUUAAGAAACUGGCUAAUGAUGCAUCUGAUGAAGCCUUUUUUGAAAAAGAGCUUAAAGAAAUCGGUUCUUCAGUAGAAAAGGAUAUGAAAAAUAAAGGAACUAUUUGUGAACUUCUUACCAAAAAGAUUUAUAGAAAAUCGUUGAUUAUACACAUUUGUAUAAAGUUGAUAUUACAUUUUUGUGGUAAUGAUGUAAUUAAAUCGUAUAUGCAAACUAUUAUUAAUGCAACAGGAAGUAGUUUGUCUUCAAGAAAUGCUAGUGUUAUUUUUGGAAUUGUCAAUUUUAUCGGUGCUUUGGCUUCCGGACAAGUUGUUGAUCGUUUUGGUAGAAGACCCUUGCUCAUUGUUUCCUGUUUGUUAUGUUCUGUAAGCAUGUUCUGUUUAGGAUUAUAUUUUUAUCUUCAAGACGUUACUUCUUAUAACGUUGACAUAAUUUCCUGGUUGCCAGUCACCAGUUUGAUGCUCUUUGAAGUGUUCGUUGCGAUUGGUAUUCUCUCCCUGAACUUCAUGAUUGCCUCAGAAUUAUAUCCAAUCAAUAUAAAGGCUGUCGCUGUGUCCACAGUUACGUUGCUGUCACAAACGUUGGGUUUUGGUGUUCAAUUUGCGUUUCAGCCCUUGAACGAAAUUUUGGGAGAGUAUACUUGCUUGUGGUUCUUCAGUAUUUGCUGCUUUCUAGGAUUUCUCUUUGCACUCUUCAUACUCCCGGAAACAAAGGGAAAAUCAUUUGAUGAAAUUCAAAGGAUACUUAAUCGGCAAAAAAGCGAGAAAGCUAUAAAUAGUAAUAAUCAUGAAACUGGAAAAUUCUGAUGUUGUAUUAUAAACCGUACCGUUGAAAUUAAAUUUUUAUUUAUCUG
Molecule: messenger RNA, 1900 nt
Organism: Agrilus planipennis (emerald ash borer)
Lineage: Eukaryota; Metazoa; Arthropoda; Insecta; Coleoptera; Buprestidae
Product: facilitated trehalose transporter Tret1-like
Exons: 3
Coding region: 864-1853 (329 amino acids)
Biological process (GO): transmembrane transport
Cellular component (GO): membrane
Molecular function (GO): transmembrane transporter activity
Source: RefSeq, a predicted model, not a curated record